Molecule: messenger RNA, 1129 nt
Organism: Mytilus trossulus (common blue mussel)
Lineage: Eukaryota; Metazoa; Mollusca; Bivalvia; Mytilida; Mytilidae
Exons: 10
Coding region: 161-973 (270 amino acids)
Source: RefSeq, a predicted model, not a curated record
CAAAAGAUUGUCACAUUUCAUUUUUAUACAAUAGUUUUAUAAUGAAAUAUAAAUAACAAGUAAGUUUAUUACCGUUAUAUAUUAUAUUGUCAAUGUGUGGACUACAGGCUUUCCAUAUAUUUCGGAACAAAAGAAGCAUAUUUUCAGUUACUAAACAGAAAUGACCCUGCAACUAUCACUCUUCUUUGUCAUCGUAUGCUUCAUAUCAUUGUUGUGUUUUGCGUCAUCAUUGCGUAGGGACGAGUCAGAUUAUGGAUGUUUUGUGUUUGUUGAAUGUCCCCCAGAAGAAGAAGUAAAACCAUGUAUCGAGUCUAAUGGCUUUUACUGUACACGAUGUUUACCUGGAUAUGUACAACCCACUUAUGUUACAUCUAAUCAGCACAACAACACAUGCUUCAAGCCUAAGAGUCUAACAGUUUGUGUUGCUGAAGAUGUAACAUACAGUCGAACAGAACAAAACACCUUUUGUGACAGUCUGGAUGGAUGCAAAUGUAACACGAACAAAUGUUAUUAUGGAGACCCAUGUCUAUGUAAUCUACAUACCCCAGGAUGCCCAGUAAACACAUCUCUUGAUGAGAAUGGCGUAUGUCAACCAUGUGACGCUGGGACAGCUAAGAAUGAUACAGGAUGUGGACCUUGUAGAGCCGUUUUUCAAAAAUCUCACAGUAUACACGUUAAUGUUAUUACAAUGACACCCGAGAAGCGCCUAUCAAUGUCAACAAUGGAAACAACAAAAAUUUCUUCAAUGGAAGAAGGUAAAAGGGAUAUAACCUCUAAAACAAAUGCCAUUUGUAUGGAACGAACUACAUUUGUGGUUUUAGCAAUAUGUUUUGCAAUUCUGGUGAUAUUUGUAAUAAUAAUUACCAUCGUUUUAUGUUGGCUACGGAAACAAUGUUGCUUUGCAAAAGAUAGCACAGUUAUAUCAAAUGGAAAUUUACCGGCAAACGGAGAGGAAACAAUGUCUCUGACAUAAACAAAACUUGACAGUUACUUAGGUUGGACAUAUGUUUCAAACACGUAUUAUGCGUGCAUUUGGAAAUAGGAAAGAUUGAAGUGCAUUACGAUGCUGUUUCUUUUAUAGACACGAUGGUGCCUUCAUCUUAUUAAACCUCAUUAAAAUGAAUUACUA